This is a messenger RNA of Strongylus vulgaris, 609 nucleotides long. The record is from the annotation of a GenBank genome assembly. NCBI's taxonomy places the organism in Eukaryota, Metazoa, Nematoda, Chromadorea, Rhabditida, Strongylidae.
AUGGAUUUUUACUUGGCUGGAAUGGAAACUACAAGCACAACACUCAGAUGGAGCACAUUGUUCAUGGCCACUAAUCAAAGAGUCCAAGAUAAAAUUCGCGAAGAAAUCAUGUCUAUUAUUGGAGCAGAUGGGAAGCCAACGGCCAAUUUCCGGAAUCAGAUGCCAUAUACUAUGGCAGCUAUCCAUGAGAUUCAACGAUGCGCCAACAUCGUCCCCUUAAAUGUAAACCAUCGCACUGUAAAGGACACCAGCGUUGGCUCUAUUCCAAUUCCAGCAAACACCUUUGUGAUUGGCCACAUACAGCAUGUGAUGGCUCAUUCUCCAGUUUUCAAAGAUCCUAAACAGUUUCGACCAGAGAGAUUUCUUCUAGAUGAUGGUAUUACGACUAAUAAGGAGACAGUCGAGCAAAUGUGUCCAUUCUCCAUUGGAAAAAGACAAUGUGCAGGAGAAGCCCUGGCUAGGGUAGAGCUUUUUGUUGGCCUCGUCACUUUGCUACAGAACUACAAGAUUGAACCCGUGCAAGGAAAACCGGUUAAUUUGGAACCAGAGUUUUCCGGUGUUUUACUUCCAAAACAGCAACCAUUACGUGUCACUCCAGUAUCAGCUUGA